AUGGGACCGACAGGAAGGCCCAGCAAUAUUCAUCAUCACAAUGGCGACCUCCAUUGCUCGAGAAUUCCCAAGACUAGCUUUUCUGUGCCAUUUCAGGAACGUCGGACCUUGUUUAGGAUCUUCAACAGCUUCAGAAUAUUGUAGAACACAGUAUGACUCUUGUAUGCAAGUGGCGAGAUACAGAGCGCCGCCGUUCCCGCUUGACAGGAGCAGAUACAUACCAGAUAAGACCGACCCCAAAACUCCGGACUUCCAGAAAACGCUGAAGUUUGACCGUAAACUGUGGGGACGACACGGGGAGGCGUCAGGGUUGGAUCCAUCCAUGUGUUGGCCAACCAAAGCAGAGCUUGCAGACCUGCAGGAGGAGGAGAGAGACUGGUACCUGACGUUACAGGAGAUGCAGCAGAACAUCGCUGUCAAGAGGGCAGCACAGGCCGAGGCUAAAUUAGCUUGGGAGAAGCGGGUUGCUGCGAAUAUGGCGAAGAUGCCCAAACUCAUCGAGCAGGUCCACGAGGAGCGCCGGCAGAAGAAAGAACAGCUGGAGGAAGCCAAGAAACGUAAGGAGCGUCUGAUUGGUCAGGCUCGCGAGCGGCUGGGAUACAACGUCCACCCCACCAGUCCUAAAUUUGUGGCCAUGGUGGAGGAAAUAGAGAAAGAAGAGAGGAAACAGAAGAAGAAGGAGAAGAAAGCGAAACAGGAGGCGAUGAAGGAAGCGUUCAGGGCUGCCAUAGCUGCCGCUGAGGCUGCCAAAGUACAGGACGGAGCAGACAUCAACCUGGACAUCCCUCUUAAACCCCACAAAACUGAUCAGUAGAAACCAAAUAAACCAUUUUUAUUGAGACAUUAAUAGCAUGUGUGUUCAUUGAUGAUUCUAUCAAUUUGCAGUUUUCAUCAAUAUUGAAACAAAAUCAGUAAGAGGAUGCUUUCAUGAAAAGAUGGUAUGCUCUCUUACUUGUAUAGAAAUCAACAGUCUUUGAAUUACAGUAAGUCCACACAUUUAUGUAACUAUCACCUCUACAAGAUUGUACACAUGUAUCUUUACACACAUAUGAGCCUUUUAUUACGGAGUUGUGGAUGAAAAUAAGAUAACCAUUGAAAACACUCUGUUUAUUGCAAUGUCUUCUUAUUGAAUGUCACUUCCAAAUAAAAGCUUCCUUUUAUUU
Branchiostoma belcheri (Belcher's lancelet) is the source of this 1163-nucleotide messenger RNA. Its product is annotated as growth arrest and DNA damage-inducible proteins-interacting protein 1-like. NCBI's taxonomy places the organism in Eukaryota, Metazoa, Chordata, Leptocardii, Amphioxiformes, Branchiostomatidae. The transcript is spliced from 3 exons. The coding region runs from base 41 to 814 and encodes 257 amino acids. The record is from RefSeq and is a predicted model, not a curated record. Gene Ontology annotation, cellular component: nucleus.